UGACAUGCUCCGUUACUAUAGAAACCAUUUAAUAAUAAAAUUUUAUAAUAUACGAUUAGAUAGUUCACGUGUACACAGUUAUCUUUCUUGUUUUUUAUGGAUUUAGUUGUUUUAAAAGAUGAGUCAAGAAGCGCAACCUAAAAAUGUAUCCAACCGAGAUGUUCAGCCUGGUUUCUGUUCUGCAACUUGCACCGAUAGGGCAAGUCUUCAACAGGAAAUAAAUAAGUCUGAACUAAUGACAUCGGAUCUGUUUCACACUUGUAACCUGCCGAAGAGAUUUGAGCAUCCUCAUUGGUUCAACGGAUAUGGAUGUCAAGUUAGUAAGCAGCAUCCAUUUUACAGAACGUCAGCGAGCGAAUACGGAUGGUAUCCGCCUGGAUACUACUCGGUGCCUUCUGUGUUCUUUCCCGCCGGUCAAACCUUCACUAACCGUCUCGCAGCCGCAGGCAUGUAUCGCAACUACAGCCUUAACACUGGCAUGGAUCCCGUUGCCUACCGUUAAAUGUUAACUUUUAAAACAUUUUAAUAUUAAUUUUCUAUUUAUUGUAGAUGAUUUUAUAUCAAACAUUUAAAUAAUAUUUUUAACAAUUUUUUUUCAAAGCUAUACCAUUAAUUGAAUUUCUAAUUCUGAAUAAUUUUUUUUAAAGUUUCUUUAUAAAAGAUAACAAA
Molecule: messenger RNA, 669 nt
Organism: Vanessa tameamea
Lineage: Eukaryota; Metazoa; Arthropoda; Insecta; Lepidoptera; Nymphalidae
Exons: 3
Coding region: 119-502 (127 amino acids)
Biological process (GO): axoneme assembly
Cellular component (GO): axonemal microtubule
Source: RefSeq, a predicted model, not a curated record